GAGUAACUUUCAAGUUGCAGCGUAGCAGUAACUACCGGUGUCUGAGGCGUGAGGUACCUGGAGUUCAGGGAUUCCACCAGGGACGAUGACAGUUGACGAGUUGGUUUUCUUUGUGAAUGGCAGAAAGGUGGUGGAGAAAAAUGCAGAUCCAGAAACAACGCUUUUGGCUUACCUGAGAAGAAAACUGGGGCUGUGCGGGACCAAGCUUGGCUGUGGAGAAGGAGGCUGUGGAGCAUGCACGGUGAUGAUCUCCAAGUAUGAUCCUCUCCGGAACAAGGUCGUCCACUACUCUGUCAACGCCUGCCUGGCUCCCAUCUGCUCCUUGCAUCACGUGGCGGUGACGACGGUGGAAGGAAUAGGAAGCACAAAGACAAGGCUGCAUCCUGUGCAGGAGAGAAUCGCCAAAAGCCAUGGCUCCCAGUGUGGGUUCUGCACCCCUGGCAUCGUCAUGAGCAUGUAUACCCUGCUGCGGAACCAGCCUGCACCCACCAUGGAGGAGAUUGAAGAUGCCUUCCAAGGAAACCUGUGCCGUUGCACAGGCUACAGACCCAUUCUCCAGGGCUUCCGGACCUUUGCCAAGAAUGGCGGAUGCUGUGGAGGAAACGGGGACAACCCAAACUGCUGCAUGAGCCAGAAGAAAGGCCAAACAAUUACUCUCUCACCAUCUUUAUUCAAACCGGAAGAGUUCACACCCCUGGAUCCUACUCAGGAGCCCAUCUUUCCUCCGGAGUUGUUGAGACUGAAAGACACUCCUCGGAAGCAGCUGCGUUUUCAAGGGGAGCGUGUGACCUGGAUCCAGGCCUCCACCCUGCAGGGGCUGCUGGACCUCAAAGCUCAGUAUCCUGAUGCCAAGCUGGUGGUGGGAAACACAGAGAUCGGCAUUGAGAUGAAGUUCAAGAAUAUGGUGUAUCCUAUGAUUGUCUGCCCAGCCUGGAUCUCUGAGCUGACGGCAGUGCAGCAUGGGCCUGAGGGUAUCACCUUUGGAGCCGCUUGUUCCCUGAGCUGCAUGGAACAGGUCCUGCACGAGGCGAUUGCGGGCCUCCCUGCCCACAUGACCGAGGUGUUCAAGGGCGUUGUGGAGCAGCUGCGCUGGUUUGCGGGGAAGCAGAUCAAAUCUGUGGCCUCCAUUGGAGGGAACAUCAUCACCGCCAGCCCCAUCUCCGACCUCAACCCUGUGUUUAUGGCCAGUGGAGCCAAGCUGACCCUUGUGUCCAAAGGUACCAGGAGAACUGUUCGAAUGGACCACACUUUCUUCCCUGGCUACAGAAGGACUUUGCUGAGUCCAGAGGAGAUACUUUUUUCCAUCGAGAUCCCCUACAGCAGGGAGGGUGAGUUCUUCUCAGCGUUCAAGCAGGCCGCCCGGAGAGAAGAUGACAUUGCCAAGGUGACCUGUGGAAUGAGAGUGCUUUUCAAGCCAAUGACCACGGAAGUGUUGGAGCUGUCCCUUUGCUAUGGAGGAAUGGCGAACAGGACCAUCUCAGCUGUCAAGACUACUCAGAGGCAGCUGUCCAAGUCCUGGAAUGAGGAGCUCCUGCAGGAUGUGUGCAGAGAGCUGGCAGAGGAGCUGCACCUGGAGCCCAAUGCCCCUGGUGGCAUGGUAGACUUCCGGCGGACCCUCACUCUCAGCUUCUUCUUCAAGUUCUACUUGACUGUGCUGCAGAAGCUGGGCAAUGUCAACCCUGAAGAUAAGUGUGGCACGCUGGACCCCACCUUUGCCAGUGCCACUCUGCUCUUCCACAAAGAUCCUCCAGCCAAUGUCCAGCUCUUCCAAGAGGUGCCUCCUGGUCAGUCUGAGGAGGACAUGGUGGGCCGGCCCCUGCCCCACCUUGCUGCCAGCAUGCAGGCUUCUGGAGAGGCCAUGUACUGUGACGAUAUCCCUUGCUACAAGAACGAGCUGUCUCUCCGGCUGGUCACCAGCACCCGGGCCCAUGCCAAGAUCUUGUCCAUAGACACCUCAGAAGCCCAGAAGGUGCCGGGGUUUGUUUGCUUCCUGUCAGCUGGUGAUAUUCCUGGAAGUAACGUAACUGGAGUGUUUAAUGAUGAAACAGUCUUUGCAAAGGAUGAGGUUACUUGUAUCGGGCACAUCAUUGGUGCUGUGGUCACCGACACCAGAGAACAUGCCCAGAGAGCUGCUCAAGCUGUGAAAAUCACUUAUGAGGACCUUCCAGCUAUUAUCACAAUUGAGGAUGCUAUAAAGAACAACUCCUUUCAUGGAACUGAGCAGAAGAUCGAGAAAGGAGACCUCAAGAAGGGGUUUGCUGAAGCAGACAAUGUUGUUUCAGGAGAGUUCUACAUUGGAGGCCAGGAACACUUCUACCUGGAAACUCACUGCACCAUCGCUGUGCCUAAAGGAGAGUCAGGGGAGAUGGAACUCUUCGUGUCUACCCAAAAUACCAUGAAGACCCAAAGCUUUGUUGCAAAAAUGUUGGGAGUUCCAGCCAAUAGGAUUGUAGUCCGAGUGAAGAGAAUGGGAGGAGGCUUUGGAGGGAAGGAGACCCGGAGCACUGUGUUGUCUACCGUCGUGGCUUUGGCUGCACACAAGACUGGCCGCCCUGUGCGCUGUAUGCUGGACCGUGAUGAAGACAUGCUGAUCACUGGUGGCAGACACCCCUUCCUGGCCAGAUACAAGGUUGGCUUCAUGAAGAAUGGGAAGAUUAUGGCUCUGGAAGUGGAUCACUUCAGCAAUUCUGGAAACACCAUGGAUCUCUCUGAGAGUAUAAUGGACCGAGCUCUAUUCCACAUGGACAAUGCCUACAGAAUACCUAACAUCCGGGGCACUGGGCGGCUGUGCAAGACCAAUCUGUCCUCUAAUACAGCCUUUCGGGGCUUUGGGGGGCCCCAAGCGAUGCUCAUUGCUGAGUAUUGGAUGAGUGAAGUCGCAGUGACCUGUGGGCUGCCUCCAGAGGAAGUGAGAAGGAACAACAUGUACAAAGAAGGGGACCUGACACACUUCAAUCAGAAGCUUGAGAUGUUCACCUUGCCCAGGUGUUGGGAUGAGUGCAUAGCGAGCUCUCAGUAUCACGCCCGGAGGGUGGAGGUCGACAAGUUCAACAAGGAGAAUUGUUGGAAAAAGAGAGGACUGUGUAUCAUCCCAACCAAGUUUGGCAUAAGCUUUUCUAUUCCUUUUCUCAAUCAGGCAGGGGCCCUGGUUCACAUCUAUACCGAUGGCUCUGUGCUGCUGACCCAUGGGGGCACUGAGAUGGGCCAAGGCCUACACACCAAGAUGGUCCAGGUGGCCAGCAGAGUGCUGAAAAUUCCCGUCUCCAAGAUCUAUAUCAGUGAGACAAGCACUAACACUGUGCCCAACACCUCUCCCACAGCUGCUUCUGUCAGCGCUGACCUCAAUGGCCAGGCCAUUUAUGAAGCUUGUCAGACCCUCUUGAAAAGGCUGGAACCCUUCAAGAAAAGCAAUCCCAAUGGCUCCUGGGAAGACUGGGUCUCAGCUGCCUACUUCGACAGAGUGAGCUUGUCUGCUACUGGAUUUUAUAAGACCCCCAACCUUGGCUAUGAUGCUGCCAGCAACUCUGGGAACCCCUUUCACUACUUCAGCUACGGGGUGGCUUGCUCUGAGGUAGAAAUUGACUGCUUGACAGGGGAUCAUAAGAAUCUCCGCACAGACAUCGUCAUGGAUGUUGGCUCCAGUUUGAACCCUGCCAUUGAUAUUGGACAGGUGGAGGGGGCAUUUGUCCAAGGCCUUGGCCUCUUCACCAUGGAGGAGCUGCACUAUUCCCCCGAGGGGAGCCUGCACACCCGUGGUCCCAGCACCUACAAGAUCCCUGCCUUCGGCAGCAUUCCCACGGAGUUCAGGGUGUCCCUGCUGCGUGACUGCCCCAACAAGAAAGCCAUCUAUGCGUCCAAGGCCGUGGGGGAGCCGCCCCUCUUCCUGGCUGCCUCCAUCUUCUUUGCCAUCAAGGAUGCCAUCAGUGCAGCUCGAGCCCAGCGCUCAGGUUAUAAUGCCAAGCAGCUCUUCCGGCUCGACAGCCCUGCCACCCCUGAGAAGAUCCGCAACGCCUGUGGGGACCAGUUCACCACCCUGUGUGUCACUGGUACACCUGAGAACUGUAAACCCUGGUCUCUGAGGGUCUGAAGAGAAAGUACCCGUGGACUGCUUUUGCACCACAGUGGGACUUCUGUGGAGCAGGAAGUGUGAAUUGAAAAACCUAGAUGGAUCUGAGCAGGAUGGCAAAGCUGUGAUUCAUCAGAAAGACAUUUGGAAAAAAGGAAUGCAUUGGGAUAUUUUGAUCACAGAUGAUUUGCAAACCCAACGAUGAGCAAAUUCAGAACAACUCAGCCGAAGUGACCAACACGCAUUUCAUAUUUAGGCAUUUCAAGUCUUGUCUAAUCAUGCCUUUGUCACAGGUUAGGUGAGUGCCUGUCUGUGCUCACAGGUGCCGGCUAGCUCACACAACCUCAGGGGCUAGUGGUGUCUGUCUGUCCUCCAAAGAGGAAUCUUACAAACCUCUCAGACCUUAAACCAAAGUUACUCCGAGUCUGUGUGCCUUGGUCACUGAUGAAUUUUGUGUUAUAACCUCAGAUCUAUAUUAACAUUUUGCAAUGAAGCUGAAGGAUGAGAUUAAACUAGCCAUCUUGGAGUCACCGGGGAGAAUAAGGAAUGACACAAAUUCAAGACUAAUUGGAUCCAAUUUUGUUAAACUGCGUAAAGUAAAAUUGCCCUAUAACACAAAAAUCCAGCCACCUCUAUUAUUGACUACCUAUCUUGUGUUAAAUUCCUUCCCAGUCCCUUCUGUGUAUUUCAAAUAUCUGAUUUAAGACUCUUUUUCAUUUGAAGGCAGAAUAAUUUUCACCUAGGAAUGAUACUUUUGAAAUCAAUAUCAGCCAGAGGAAAAAGAAUUAAGGAGCCUGCGUUCUCACCGCGGUUCUCUCUGUGACCUUGGGCUGCCAUUGUCACUUCCUGGGUAGUUUUAGUGCAGAAUGAAAGGGUUGCUAAUCUCUAAGAUCUUCUUCCGCUCUAAGUCUAUAAAUGUAUGACCUGAAAACUCCAGUUAUGUAAGGGAUCUGCAGCCGUCAAAGACUCGGCUCCCUGAUUGUUAUGCAAGGCCUGGUCCUAGUGUACUCUGCUCAGAAUCCCCCAAGUGCCUGCUGCUGGUUGAGAGAACAGGUGACAGACAAGUGUCCCCUUUCAUUGUUCCAACAGGGGGCUUCCACACAGCAUAGCAGUGGGCAGUGUCAUGUUGUCAUGAGCUGUCACUGUCUGCAACACCAAGCCUGCCAGAAAAAGUCUGUGGUUCUGGUCAUGGAAGGAGGGCAGUGGAAAGGAUGUAGAGGUGAUGCUUGGUGUCACUAAUAAGUGACACUGUCAGCUGGUUGGCAGUAAGGAUUGCUUGUCAACCAUCAUGAUCACACCAAGUGAUGGUAGUAUCUUUCAUAUCUUAGCCAGCCUUCAUUUCUAAAAAAAGCACACACCAAACAUGUAUGGACACACAGUUUCUUUAAAAAUUCCCUUCUUGAAAAAAAAAAAAAACACUCUCUCUAGUUAUCUAGCUAUCUACACACAAGAUAGCUAACAUAAUUGUACUAAUUUCUAUUCUUUGAGCCUGGCAUGGCGGUGCAAACUUGUAAUCCCAGCACUUGGGAGGCUGAAGCAGGAGGAUCUGAUAGAAUUUGAGACCAGCCUGGGCUACAAAG
Messenger RNA from Octodon degus (degu), 5646 nucleotides. It is a transcript of the gene Xdh, whose product is annotated as xanthine dehydrogenase. Gene Ontology annotation, molecular function: FAD binding; molybdopterin cofactor binding; iron ion binding. The transcript is spliced from 36 exons. NCBI's taxonomy places the organism in Eukaryota, Metazoa, Chordata, Mammalia, Rodentia, Octodontidae. The record is from RefSeq and is a predicted model, not a curated record. Bases 86 to 4087 code for a protein of 1333 amino acids.